Lotus japonicus is the source of this 522-nucleotide messenger RNA. RefSeq lists its product as uncharacterized. The transcript is spliced from 3 exons. Lineage: Eukaryota; Viridiplantae; Streptophyta; Magnoliopsida; Fabales; Fabaceae. The record is from RefSeq and is a predicted model, not a curated record. Bases 1 to 522 code for a protein of 173 amino acids.
AUGAGCGGUUAUAGUCUUCAGCGGAAUGCUUUGGAAGCCUGUGAAGAGAUGAUAGCCUCUAUUAACCUUGCUAAUCAGAAAGAGCCUAACGUUUUCCCUAAGUCACGCCGAGUUGAGGCUUUAUCUAACAUGUCUAUGAGGAACUUCAAGAUGCAUUUCAGUCAACAAGGCGAGUCUUCUGAUUCAAAAGCUGAGGCAGAGCUAUUACAAAUUAUGUUAAAUAAGGAGCUUCAUGCGGAAGAGUUUGCUAAUCAAGUAGCCUUAUCUCCUCCAUAUUUUUGUGGGUCUCCUCCGAUCCGGACUGCUAAUCCCAUUGUCCAGGAUGCUCGAUUUGGAGAUGAGAAAAACACCCCUAUAUCAGCAAUUUUAUCACCAACAGGUUUAUCAUCUCCAUCUUUGGCAUCUGUCAAUAGAGGAUGUGUUAGGGUGAGUCUUGGACCUAAACCAGCGGCGGUUAGAGUAGAAGGAUUUGAUUGUCCCAACAAAGAUCGCGAGAAUUCAGGGGUCUCGGCUGUUGCUUAA